CCCGCCCCCCGGCUCCUGCGACUUCCGGUCUGAGCUACUCCUGGAGUCUUAGGAGCGUGGGUGAGGUGCGGCGUGGAGCCGUCCCAGGAAAUAACCAUGGUGCUCAGUGGUGUUGAUAAGAUGAUUCGACUUCAGAAGAACACCGCCAACAUUAGGAAUAUCUGUGUUCUGGCUCAUGUUGAUCACGGAAAAACUACUCUUGCUGAUUGUCUUCUAUCCAGUAAUGGAAUCAUCUCCAGCCGCCUGGCGGGCAAGUUAAGGUAUAUGGACAGCAGAGAAGAUGAACAGGUCAGAGGGAUCACCAUGAAGUCCAGCGCCAUCUCACUACAUUAUGCAGAAGGUAAUGAGGAGUACCUGAUUAAUCUGAUAGAUUCUCCUGGACACGUGGACUUCUCCUCAGAAGUAUCAACAGCGGUUCGCAUUUGUGAUGGAUGCAUCAUUGUGGUGGAUGCUGUGGAGGGGGUCUGUCCACAGACACAGGCAGUUCUUCGACAAGCCUGGCUUGAAAACAUCCGCCCUGUUUUAGUGAUUAAUAAAAUAGACCGCCUGAUAGUGGAACUAAAAUUCACCCCACAAGAGGCCUAUUCUCACCUCAAGAAUAUUUUAGAACAGAUUAACGCACUUACAGGAACUCUUUUUACUUCUAAAGUCCUAGAAGAAAGAGCAGAGAGAGAGACAGAAUCCCAGGCGAAGCCACAUUCUGAGCAAGGAGAGCAAGUGUAUGACUGGAGCGCAGGCUUGGAGGACGUGGACGACUCACAGCUGUACUUCUCGCCAGAGCAGGGCAAUGUGGUAUUUACCAGUGCAAUAGAUGGCUGGGGCUUUGGAAUUGAGCACUUUGCCAGAAUCUAUAGUCAAAAAAUUGGCAUCAAGAAGGAAGUUCUUUUGAAAACCUUGUGGGGAGAUUAUUAUAUAAACAUGAAGGCUAAGAAGAUUAUGAAAGUUGAUCAGGCCAAAGGAAAGAAACCUUUAUUUGUGCAGUUGAUCCUGGAAAAUAUAUGGAGUUUGUAUGACGCAGUCUUGAAAAAGGACAAAGAAAAAAUUGAUAAAAUUGUGACUUCUUUAGGAUUAAAAAUUGGAGCCCGGGAGGCACGACAUUCAGACCCUAAAGUCCAGAUCAAUGCCAUUUGCAGCCAGUGGCUCCCCAUAUCCCACGCUGUCCUCGCUAUGGUGUGUCACAAACUGCCCAGUCCCCUUGACAUGACGUCGGAGCGAGUAGAGAAACUGCUGUGCACAGGAUCCCAGACAUUUGAUUCUCUGCCACCAGAGACCCAAGCCCUGAAAGCAGCUUUUAUGAAAUGUGGAAGUGAGGAUACUGCUCCAGUUAUUAUCUUUGUUUCCAAAAUGUUUGCAGUUGAUGUGAAAGCCUUGCCUCAGAAUAAGCCAAGGCCUCUCACUCAAGAAGAAAUGGCCCAGAGACGGGAACGGGCAAGACAGAGGCACGCAGAGAAGCUUGCAGCAGCCCAGGGGCAAACAUCCCAGGGACCCACCCAGGAUGGAGGUGCCCUUGAAACAAGUCCCCAUGAAGAUGAGCCAAGAGGUGAUGAACCAGAUGUGGCAAGUGUAAGCUACCAGCCUACUCCCCAGGAGGAAAGCAGCCAAGAGGCCUUCAUCGCAUUUGCUCGUGUAUUCAGUGGCAUAGCUCGAAGAGGAAAGAAAAUUUUCGUCUUAGGACCCAAGUACAGCCCUGUUGAUUUCUUAGAGCGGGUUCCACUAGGCUUCUCAGCUCCACUAGAGGACCUCCCUCCUGUGCCCCACAUGGCGUGCUGUACUCUGGAGAACCUGUACCUUCUGAUGGGAAGGGAGCUGGAAGAUCUGGAGGAAGUCCCCCCAGGAAACGUGCUGGGAAUUGGAGGCCUCCAGGACUUUGUGCUAAAAUCUGCAACUUUGUGCAGCCUGCCAUCCUGCCCACCGUUUAUUCCCCUCAACUUUGAAGCCACCCCGAUUGUGAGAGUUGCCGUUGAACCAAAGCACCCAAGUGAAAUGCCUCAGCUUGUGAAAGGAAUGAAGCUGCUAAACCAGGCUGACCCCUGUGUCCAGGUUUUAAUUCAGGAAACAGGAGAGCAUGUUCUGGUCACGGCCGGGGAGGUCCACCUUCAGCGAUGUUUGGAUGACUUACGAGAAAGGUUUGCAAAGAUCCACAUCAGUGUAUCUGAACCCAUUAUUCCAUUCAGAGAAACGAUCACAAAACCUCCCAAAGUUGACAUGGUCAAUGAAGAAAUAGGCAGGCAGCAAAAAGUCGCUGUCAUACACCAAACAAAAGAAGAGCAAAGCAAAAUCCCAGAGGGGAUCCACGUGGACUCCGAUGGGCUUAUCACCAUACCAACUCCCAACAAACUGGCCACACUCAGCGUCCGUGCCAUACCACUGCCAGAAGAAGUCACUAGGAUUCUGGAAGAAAACAGCGACUUGAUUCGUUCCAUGGAGCUUUUGACAUCCUCCUUGAACGAGGGUAGAAAUACCCAGGCCAUUCAUCAGAAGACCCAAGAGAAAAUAUGGGAAUUUAAGGGAAAGCUAGAGAAACACCUAACAGGGAGGAAAUGGAGGAACACUGUUGACCAGAUCUGGUCAUUUGGCCCAAGGAAAUGUGGGCCCAACAUCCUAGUCAGUAGAAGUGAAGAUUUCCAGAGCUCAGUAUGGUCUGGCCCAGCUGGCAGAGAAUCAAAAGAGGCCAGCAGAUUCCGAGACUUUGGCAAUAGCAUUGUGAGUGGCUUCCAGCUUGCGACCCUCUCUGGCCCCAUGUGUGAGGAGCCGCUCAUGGGUGUCUGUUUUGUUCUAGAAAAGUGGGAGCUAAAUAAAUGUGCAGAACAAGGAGCAAGUGAUAAACAGCACCAAGGUCAGUGUGAUCUGGUGGCAGAGGGACAGGGGGAAGGCAAAACCUGUCACGUUGGAGAUGAAAACCAAGAGCAACAAGAUGUCUGCUCAGAGCCCUUUGAAGAGACUUCCCAGAAAGGAGACUCUCCAGUUAUUGACUGCUAUGGACCCUUCUCCGGGCAGCUAAUUGCUACCAUGAAAGAAGCCUGCCGCUAUGCUCUGCAGGUGAAACCUCAGCGCCUGAUGGCAGCUAUGUACACAUGUGACAUCAUGGCCACCAGUGAUGUCCUCGGCCGAGUCUAUGCCGUGCUGUCAAAGCGAGAAGGUCGAGUGCUUCAGGAAGAAAUGAAGGAAGGGACGGACAUGUUCAUCAUCAAGGCUGUGCUGCCUGUGGCGGAAAGCUUUGGCUUUGCGGAUGAAAUCAGGAAGAGGACCAGCGGACUGGCCAGUCCACAGCUGGUGUUCAGCCACUGGGAGGUCAUUCCCAGCGACCCGUUCUGGGUGCCAACCACUGAGGAGGAGUACCUGCACUUUGGGGAGAAGGCGGAUUCCGAGAACCAGGCCCGGAAGUACAUGAAUGCCGUGCGGAAGCGGAAGGGCCUCUAUGUGGAAGAAAAGAUUGUGGAACACGCAGAAAAGCAGAGAACCCUCAGCAAAAACAAGUAGCUAAAAAGAAGUCACUACUGCUGGUGGCGGGGCCUCUUCUUUUUAAUGAAUUAACAAGUAUUAUCAAGGGUCUAAUCCGGGAAAAUCUCACUUUGGUAAAUUAUCUGUGUGGAUUCACUUUCAAUAAUAAACAUGGUCUAUAUAUUUUAAAGGCAUCAGAGAGCAUAACUUUCAGACUGCUUGUUUAAUUAAUUCUGUUUCACAGAGCUGAUUACAUUAUGAAGAGUUAGUACCACAACCUUCAGCAGUUAGUCAAGGCUGCCCUUGGUGCUAAGCACUGCUGAGCAGACACCAUAGGCGGGCUUCAUCUCUAGGGCCUGAGUGGCUGCUCGACUCCCAUUAGCUAGUCGUUUGUCACGUCGCAAGGGUGUCCUCCUGUGAACUUCACCUGAGUUACUGACUUAGUCCUCAGUCAGAGUUUAACAUCAUUUGGAGAAAACACUUAGAGAACAGCUGCUUCUUCGGAAGUGCCAGUCAGUUGCAGUGUUAGUAACAGCAGCCCGAGAGAUAGCCUGUGUUCGUGCUCCUUUACAGAGUGCCCGAGCCUUCCUAAAUUAGAGUCCUUGAACGUUGUGCCCUUGACCUUUCUAUUAAAAACAGAAAGGAGUUUCUGUGGUUGUCUCUGCCAUUCCUUCUUAAACACACCAAAGAGCUAAAAGCCAACGUGCCUGGAUCACUGCCAGUGUUUUAAAUGGUUUUCCUGUUGUCUGAGUUGCCUUGUUAAGAUAUUCCCAUUCAAUGGACAAAUGAAAUGUGAUCAAAAAUCAAGUCUGUAGUUUCUG
This is a messenger RNA of Mus caroli (Ryukyu mouse), 4262 nucleotides long. RefSeq names its product elongation factor like GTPase 1 (gene Efl1). Gene Ontology annotation, biological process: cytosolic ribosome assembly. Gene Ontology annotation, cellular component: cytosol; ribonucleoprotein complex. Gene Ontology annotation, molecular function: GTPase activity; GTP binding; ribosome binding. Lineage: Eukaryota; Metazoa; Chordata; Mammalia; Rodentia; Muridae. The record is from RefSeq and is a predicted model, not a curated record.